This is a messenger RNA of Alosa sapidissima (American shad), 3512 nucleotides long. RefSeq names its product ecotropic viral integration site 5 like (gene evi5l). NCBI's taxonomy places the organism in Eukaryota, Metazoa, Chordata, Actinopteri, Clupeiformes, Clupeidae. The record is from RefSeq and is a predicted model, not a curated record.
CUCCUUGAGGAAGCUAGAUCUGACAGCUCCGAUUUUUUUGUCGUUAAUUAACCAACAGCAACAGCGAACCAUGUACUGACCGACGUAUUCACACAUCUAUUUAUUUUAAAGGCUCGUUCCAACAGGCGCAAAGAUAGCCAACGCGGAAUGAUAAGACAUUUCUCCGAUGAUUAUAACGGGAAUGACACUGUGGAGCCACGAGUCGUCCAGAGGCUGCCGCUAUAAUGGAAACGGAAUUCAGAUCCAGUGAGCCCCGAUAACGGUUGAAACAGCCUAGGUCCCUCUGCGGAAAGACCUCACACACACACACACACACACACGCACACACACACACACACACACACACACACACACACACACACACACACCUCCACUGCCCCAUUUAACCCUGACACACACACACACACACACUGAUCCUCCUCAUCUCCACCUCCUCCACUCCGACUGGUAGCCCGAUGUCCAGCCCCAGUAGCGGCAGUCCGGAGAGGGAGGGGGGCCCGAUGGCCGUGGGCCGACUGGAGAGCCUCUCAUCCCCCGCGGGGCUGGACGGCGACCCCCCCUCCAUGGGGAGCCCCGUGCUGAGCCCGGACUCGUCUUCCCACGAUGCCGCUCUGUCGGCACCGGCCGCAUCGCCGGCCGACUCGGAGAACCUCAGCCCCGACGAGCUGGAGCUGCUGGCCAAGCUGGAGGAGCAGAACAGGUUGCUGGAGGCAGACUCCAAGUCCAUGCGCUCCAUGAGCGGCUCUCGGCGGAACAGCGGCUCCUCGCUGGUGUCCAGCUCGUCGGCCUCGUCCAACCUGUCGCACCUGGAGGAGGACACCUGGAUCCUGUGGGGACGCAUCGUCAACGAGUGGGAGGAGUGGCGCCGUAAGAAGGACAAACUGCUCAAGGAGCUGAUCAGGAAGGGAAUCCCUCACCACUUCCGGGCCAUCGUGUGGCAGUUGCUGGGCAACGCCACCGACAUGCCGGUGAAGAACCAGUACUCAGAGCUGCUCAAGAUGUCGUCGCCAUGCGAGAAGCUGAUUCGUCGGGACAUCGCUCGCACCUACCCCGAGCACGAGUUCUUCAAGGGACAGGACAGCCUGGGCCAGGAGGUGCUCUUCAACGUCAUGAAGGCAUAUUCUCUGGUUGACAGGGAAGUCGGAUACUGCCAGGGGAGUGCCUUUAUUGUGGGUCUGCUGCUUAUGCAGAUGCCAGAGGAGGAGGCAUUCUGUGUGUUUGUGCGUCUGAUGCAGGAGUAUCGACUGAGGGAGCUCUUUAAGCCCAGCAUGGCCGAACUGGGCCUCUGCAUCUACCAGUUUGAGUACCUGCUACAGGUAAAUAACAUUAAGUUGUAUCAGUUUGAGUACCUGCUACAGGUAAAUAACAUUACAUUCUACCAGGUUGAGUACCUGCUACAGUACACAGAGGAGUUUGUGCUGGGCCUGCAGACCCAGCUGGAGCAGUCCCGGCUGCAGGAGGCUGAGCUGCUCGGGGCCCUCAAAGAGAUGCAGGACAAGGUGCUGGACCUGGAGAAGAGGAACAGCUCUCUGCCGGACGAGACAAACGUGGCCCAGGUGCAGGAGGAGCUGAAGCAGGUAAAGCUGAGAGAGCUGGAGACACUGCGCUCCUUCAGAGAGAUGCAGGAGACCGUCACCGAGCUCAACCAGCGCUGGCAGCACCACACGUCGUCGCGGGGAGGAGGCCACUGGAAGGAGUCGCCCAAGAAGAACGCCAUGAAUGAGAUGCAGGACAAGCUGAUGGGGGUCCGGCUGCGGGAGGCCCAGGCACAGGCCGAACUCAAGGAGGUCAAACUCAAAGCCCUGCAGCUGGAGAGCCAGAAUCAGAUCCACAGUAAGCUGCUGGCGAGACAUGAGCAGGAGAGUUCAGCCCUGCACGACCGCCUGCAACACCUCACCACCCACAACAAGAGCCUACAGAGCCAGCUCAAUGAGAUGAAGAGGAAGCAAUCAGAGUCUGACUGCAAGAGUAAAGAGGAGGUGAUGGCAGUCCGUUUGAGGGAGGCUGACAGUAUGGCUGCCAUGGCAGAACUCAGACAGAGAAUUGCAGAACUAGAAAUACAGAAGGAGGAGGGCCUGAUCCAGGGUCAGCUGAACCACUCUGACUCUCGACAGUACAUCAGUGAGCUCCGAGAACAGAUCGCCGAGCUCAAGAAUGAGAUCAGGCAGCUUCGCGGGCAGCCCUCGGGCUGUGGAGGCGGAGUGGGCGUGGUCGGAGGGGGAGGAGGCGGGGCCUUUCAGGACCUGUGCCUGGCCAGCCCGGUGUCGGCUGAGGGCGACUACCUGAGCUCGGACGAGGACCUGAUGCCCAGCCCGCUGACCCCGGCCAUGGCUGACACACUGUACCCCCAGCAGCGCCAACACCAGCGCCCCCCGCAGGACAGCGAGGGCAGCACAGACAGCGAGGGAGACGAGAGGAGGGGCGGCCGGCCAGACACGCUGGGGGAGUCCCCCACGCCACGCCACAUCUACUCCAGCAUGGUGUGUGCAGAGGGCCUGGACAACCUCCCUCCCCCUCUCUCUCUUGCGAUGCCACGCUCCUUCCUGGUGAAGUGUAAGAGGGGGUCCUGUCACUCGUCCUCUCGCCCGAGAGAUGACAGCCCUUACCUGCCCACAGCUGACCCUCCCGAGUCCCUCCAGAACUCAGGCACUGCGUGGGACGCCCCUAUCGAGUCCCCGGCGGCGCCUCUGGAGGACCCGGACACAGGUGCUGUGACAGGGGUCGUGCACUCCCCACCUCACGUCUUCUCCAGCUGGGCCGCAGCAUCCAAAGAGGCGUCCCCAACGCACCCUCACAUCUGGCGCUCUCUGCACCCCAAAGAACUGAGGGAACACCACGACCCCCGCAACCUCACCCUGCCCUCUGACCCCGAGUCCCAGCAGCUCCAGAGGCUGCUGAGUACGUAUCGGUCAGAAGGCCGAGAGGUGGGCUGUUCUCAGAUCAGCAUCACAGGCUCCUCUCUGGGGCCCUACCCAUUCUGCAGCAAGGGUUUCUCCUCUGUGUCCGGGCCAGAGUCAGUCAUACACAGGACUCACGGAGGUCUGCACAAGAUCAGUGUCCUCAGGACCUGCUCCGAGAGCGGCCACAGGGGUCACAGAGGUCACAGGGUCAAGGAGAGGACGUUCCAGUGUAAGGUGUGCAGUAAGGUGUUCAAGCGCUCGUCCACCCUGUCCACCCACCUGCUCAUCCACUCGGACACGCGGCCCUACCCCUGCCAGUACUGUGGCAAGCGCUUCCACCAGAAGUCCGACAUGAAGAAGCACACCUUCAUACACACUGGAGAGAAGCCUCACGUGUGUGGCGUGUGUGGCCGGGCGUUCAGCCAGAGCUCCAACCUGAUCACACACAGCCGUAAGCACUGCGAGCAGAAGCCCUUCAACUGCCCACACUGCCUCUACAGCUGCCAGCGCAAGAUGGAGCUACGCAGGCACCAGGAGCUGCACUGCACACACACACUGCUCUAUCCUCAGAGCUGAACCCACACACACACACACACUGCUCUAUCCUCAGAG